Molecule: messenger RNA, 596 nt
Organism: Alligator mississippiensis (American alligator)
Lineage: Eukaryota; Metazoa; Chordata; Crocodylia; Alligatoridae
Product: avidin-like
Exons: 3
Coding region: 1-414 (137 amino acids)
Molecular function (GO): biotin binding
Source: RefSeq, a predicted model, not a curated record
AUGGUGAGGGAAAUCCGCCUCCCGCUGGCCCUGGCCCUGAGCCCGGCAUCGCUGGGGGUGGCAUCGUGGAGCAAGUGCGUCCUGUCCGGGCAGUGGCAGAACGAGCUGGGCUCCCAGGUGCACAUCUUUGACGUGGAAGCAGACGGCAGCUUCUCCGGCGAGUACACGACGGCCGUGUCGGCCACGCAGGCGCCCAUCCGGCCCGCGCUGCUGCGUGGGUCCCAGCAGCUGCAUGGUGAGGGGCAGCAGCCCACCUUCGGCUUCACCGUCAACUGGAAGAGCUUCUCAGACUCGACCACCGUCUUUGUGGGCCAGUGCUUCGUGGACAAGAGCGGGGAGGAAUCGCUGCGCACCAUGUGGCUGCUGAGGGAGGAGGUCAGCUCCGAGAAGGACGACUGGAAAGCGACCAGGUGAGUGGGGCAGGCAUGGCUCUGGGUCUCUGUGGGGCGCGAAGGGCCAUCCCGGGCAUCCCCGUGCCCUGUCCUGCAGGCUGGAGCUGUGUGGGGAGGCGUCAGGUCCUGCUGCUCUCUGGUGCCUUUGCCCAGCCCCCCUUGGGGAGCGCCUGGCCGAGGGCCCCGUGGGUCUGGGGCUGUGGU